Messenger RNA from Papaver somniferum (opium poppy), 2096 nucleotides. Its product is annotated as FACT complex subunit SPT16-like. Gene Ontology annotation, biological process: transcription elongation by RNA polymerase II; positive regulation of transcription elongation by RNA polymerase II. The record is from RefSeq and is a predicted model, not a curated record. NCBI's taxonomy places the organism in Eukaryota, Viridiplantae, Streptophyta, Magnoliopsida, Ranunculales, Papaveraceae. Gene Ontology annotation, molecular function: nucleosome binding. The transcript is spliced from 3 exons. The coding region runs from base 439 to 1740 and encodes 433 amino acids. Gene Ontology annotation, cellular component: FACT complex.
CUCGCAUAGGGAUACGUGUGGAUUAAUACAGUAUUAUCUAAGGUCUAAAAAGCUGCGCCGUGGUGGUUUGUUUCUCCGAGUCUUAUUACUAUUUGGGUUCUCGAGAUUCUCUGCUUCGAAUCGAGUAAGUAAUUUUACAUGGAUGCAGAAGGCAAUAUCAUCACCCCAGACAACAAAAGUUCUCUUCUAGUGGAGGAGGAGGAGGAGGAGGAGGAGGAAUAUGAAUUACUGGGAAACGACUCCAAAAGCUUCAGCAAGCAUUUGAAGUUUAUGAGACGUUACCGUCCAGACCUUUUGUAUCAGGAGAUUUUUAGGUCUGACAACCGUUACAAGUAUACCAGGGAGUUGAGGAAGCAGAAUCAGGCUAAACUUUCACGUACCUUACACAAACGUACUUAUGAGAGGUUGGGGGUCCUUAAGCCUCUAUAAAACGUUGAGAUGUAUGACAAACUCUUUGGAGAAGGAAAUGAUACCACUUCGGAUUCUUCCAAGAAAGUUGAAUUGCUAGAAGGCAAACUCCCUCUUUUGCAGUUAUCUAACGUGUCAAUAUAUCCAGCACUGGUUACAGGAACUUGUAGAGAGAUGAUUGGCACCCUUGAUGCAUAUUUGAACGGUUUCCGUUAUUCAACUUCAAGUACACCUUUCCAGAUAGAUGUUAUUAUGUACAGUAAUGUAAAGCAUGCUUUCUUUCAAGAUGGAGAGGAAGAGAAAGAUGGAGACGAGACCAUCCCGCCUCUCUUACACUUGCACUUGUGCAACCCAAUCAAGGUGGGGACCGAUAUGGAAAAGGAUAUCCAGUUCCGUAUGGUACAUACCUUUAAGGGAAGGAAGAGAUCUGCUCAUGAUUCAUGUAAGUUUGAUGAUCUUAAUCGAGUUAUGCACAACUUUUUCGCUGGAGUUGAUCGUAUUUGGGAACCGUUGCCUUACCUUUUCUGUAGAAAGGUACAGAGGGAGUAUGGAUUCAAGGGGGAACUUCCCCUGAAGGAACCACAUGUAUUUUGCCUGACUGAACCUUGCAUAGUUGAUCUCGUAAAAGCACCUUUCUUUGUUGUCACCCUAGAAGAGGUCGAAAUUGCUAGUUUGGUGCUAGUUAAACCUGAGAUGACAGUGUUUAACAUGACAUUCGUGUUAAAGGACUUCGAGCACGAUGUGCUUCAGAUAUACUCAAUUCCUGAAAUGAAACUCGAUGGUAUCACACAGUCGCUUGAUAUCAGAAGUGUCAAGUACUACGAGAACGAUAGUCUAGAUUUAGAUAUUGGACAGUGGAGGUCCAGGUUGGAGAAUAUAAGACUUCAUCCACAGACGUUCAUGGAGGAGGGCGGAUGGGAUAAGUUCAACUCAGGAGAGAGUGAUGCUGAUUACUCUGACAGCUCGGCGGCGAGUAUUGAGAAUUACUCUGACUUCUCAGGGAUGGAUUACAACUCUGACAAGCAAUCAUCUGAUAGUGAUCAGGAGUUAGGCUCACCCACAGAUAAAAAAAAGAAUACUUGCUACCCCGAUGGCAAACCUGGUCAAGUGUCUAGUUCUGGCCGUAAAAAGAGAGAAAUUAAGAAUAAAGAGCCUUCAACUCGGACAUUGAGAACUAGGACAGUGGCUGAACAGUCGAUGGUAUUAUCAGAAGAAUCAGAUGAUGACUGUCUCAGGCCCAGAUAUAGAAGAAAAGGAAAAAAAUGUGCAACUCCAACAAAGCUUAUUUCUAAAGUAAGAGGACCGGUGGUGAUGUUGGAUAGUGAAGAGUAGAGUUUGAUAUUGAAGUUGGUACAGCAAGGAUGUUGAUGCUGAAUCCGUAGCUGCAGAGUCCAAAGCCCUUCAUGCAGCACUUUUUGGUUGUCUCAGUUGCAGCCAUGUGAUGUUCUUUUAGUUUCUGACUGUCAAGUUAUAGUUAAAUUUAUUGCUAGGGUUUCUUUCUCUGUUGGAUGUAUGCUCUUAGUCAUAUUAACGGCUAUGCUGAUAAGCUGGUUGCUUUUGCUUGGUAGGUUGCGUUCUUUAGAAUCAUCCUAGUCACUUGUGUACUCUUUUUUGUUCGCUGACGUAAGGCUAGGCAAUCUUAAAAACUAAGUCUGUUCAAUCAAUUUAAGUUUCUUUUUUCAACAAAA